AUGGCGGAGAGUGGAGAGAUGCCGGCGAGGAGGAAACCAUCGGAAGAUGAGAAAGUGGCUUUCUACAAGGUGUUUGGGUUUGCGGAUAGGGUUGAUGUAGCGUUGAUGAUCGUCGGAGCAUUAGGCGCCGUCGCCAUUGGGGCGGCGCAACCUCUCGUCUCGUUUCUCUUCGGCGAUGUCAUUAACGCUUUCGCCAAAUCGAUUGGUAGCGAUGACGUUCUUGCUAACGUUUCCAAGGUAUCCCUUAAAUUCUUUUACGUUGCUGUUGGUGGUGGUAUUGGUUCUUUUACACAGAUGGCAUGCUGGACGGCUACAGCAGAAAGGCAGGCAGCCCGGAUCCGAGAAUUGUAUUUGCAUACCAUAUUAAGACAAGACAUUGGCUUCUUUGACACUGAGGCUAAAACUGGAGAGAUUGUUGGAAGAUUGUCUGAUGACAUUCUACUUAUUCGAGAAGCCAUUGGUGAUAAGGUUGGGAAGUUUAUUCAAUUUGCAACAACAUUCAUUGGAAGCUUUGUGGCAGCAAUGGUGAAAGGAUGGCUUCUCACUCUUGUCAUGCUUGCAUGCCUGCCUGCACUUGGAAUUGGCAUAGCAUUUUCGAUAUAUACCAUGUCGAAAAUGUCUAGCAAUGUUCAAGUUGCAUAUACUGAAGCCGGAAAUGUGGUGGAACAAACUGUAGGGGGAAUUAGAACGGUUGUGUCUUACACCGGGGAGGAACAAGCAAUUCAAAGAUACAAUACAAAGCUUCAAGAAGCCUAUGCUGCUAGUGUCAAGCAAGGGAUGGCUUCGGGAUUUGGAAUUGGUAUUAUAUUGUGCAUUGUCUUUUCUUCGUAUGGAUUUGCCAUUUGGUAUGGAGCUAUAUUGAUCUUGAAGAAAGGAUAUGAAGGUGGAGACGUCAUGAGUGUCCUUGUAGCUGUUAUGAUGGGUGGAGGUUCAUUAGGUCAGGUAUCUCCUUGCCUGAGUGCAUUUGCAGCAGGCCAAGCUGCAGCAUAUAAGGUGUUUGAAACUAUUAAGCGUAUACCACAAAUCGAUGCAUAUGACCCUAACGGGAUUGUGUUGGAAGAUAUCAAGGGAGAAAUCGAACUGAAAGAUGUGUUCUUCAAGUACCCAGCCAGACCGGACGUUCAAAUUUUUUCUGGAUUCUCUCUAUAUGUUCCGAGUGGAAAAACCGUAGCUUUAGUUGGACCAAGCGGGAGUGGGAAAUCGACGGUUAUUAGUUUAUUAGAAAGAUUUUAUGACCCUCAAGGUGGAGGUGUAUAUUUGGAUGGCAUUGAUGUAAGGAAAUUUCAAAUCAAGUGGUUUAGGGCACAAAUGGGGCUUGUAAGUCAAGAACCUGCUUUGUUUGCAACUAGCAUACGAGAGAACAUAAUAUGUGGAAAAGGGUAUGCGUCUAAAGAAGAGAUUAGAAACGCGAUUGAGCUUGCUAAUGCUGCAAAAUUUAUCGACAUGCUUCCCAAGGGGGUUGACACAAUGGUAGGCCAACACGGUACUCAGAUAUCCGGAGGACAAAAGCAAAGAAUUGCCAUUGCCAGGGCGAUUUUGAAAAACCCGAAAAUCCUUCUUCUUGAUGAAGCAACGAGUGCUUUGGAUGUCGAAUCUGAACGCAUUGUUCAAGGUGCCCUUACGAAUGUUAUGAAAAGCAGGACAACCGUGGUUGUAGCCCAUCGCCUAAGUACUAUUAGAAAUGCUGACCUCAUCGCAGUUGUCCAUCUCGGUAAACUCAUAGAGCAAGGAACUCAUGAUGAACUGAUGAAAAACCCCGAUGGAGCUUAUUCCCAGCUAGUUCAGAUGCAAGAAAGGAGUAAAGAGGUUGACAGCACUACUCAGAAGGAAAUACAAAAAGGAAACGAUAAAUAUAUGGAUAGUUCAAGUAGGAGGCUGUCUGUCUCGAGCAGAAGAUUGUCUCUAAAGAGAUCGACGAGCAUAAGGUCAUUAAGUAAUCUAUCAUCCCUUACGCUUAGCUUUGGAGUUACGGGGGUGGUUGACAUCCACGACAGGUUGGGAUCGGAGGGAAGUAUAGAAAUCGGAGGGGACAAGAACAAGGAACACACUAGUCCAUUGACAUCUCUAGCCUCGCUAAAUAAACCCGAAAUUCCAGUAUUGCUAGUUGGGUCGAUUGCUGCAGCCAUACAUGGUGUAUUUUUCCCUCUGCUUGGACUAUUGAUGUCAACAAUUAUUAAAAUCUUUUUCGAACCUCCAGAAGAGCUAAAGAAGGGUUCCAGGUUUUGGGCACUUAUGUCCGUAGUUCUUGGAGUCGUUGCACUGAUAACUGGACCGGCACAACAUUACUUGUUUGGAGUUGCAGGCUCGAAACUAAUACAGCGGAUUCGUUCCAUGACUUUUGCAAAGGUGGUUCACCAAGAUAUCAGCUGGUUCGACGAUCCUGCUAAUACAAGUGGGGCAGUCGGUGCAAGGCUAUCUACUGAUGCUUCAAUCGUGAGAAAUAUAGUGGGAGACGCAUUAGCUUUGGUUGUUCAAAAUUUAGCAACUCUGGUAUCCGGUUUGACGAUAGCCUUUUAUGCGAAUUGGAGGCUAACUCUCAUUAUUUUGGCUACUAUACCGCUAAUAGCUUUUCAAGAAUUUAUAACAACAAAGGUCUUCAAUAAAUCCAUUGUUGACGACAAGGUGAUGUAUGAAGAUGCCAGUCAGGUUGCAAACGAUGCUAUUGGGAGUAUUAGAACUGUUGCAUCAUUUUGUGCUGAAGAUGAGGUAAUGGAAAUGUACAGAAGAAAAUGUAAAGCCCCAAGGAAACACGGUUUCAAGCUUGGACUUCUGAGUGGGACUGGUUUAGGCUUUGGUAAUCUUAUAAUAUACUCCACAUAUGCCUUAGCUUUCUACCUUGGAGCGGUUUUUGUAAACCAUGGCAACGCAACGGUCUAUGAAGUGUUCAAGGUUGUCUUCUCUCUAGUUCUUUCAUCCACCGGAUUUUCCCAGUUCAGCACUUUCUUUUCCGACUUCAAGAAAUCCAAGGAGUCGGCUGCUUCUAUAUUUGAAAUGUUUGAAAACAAACCCGCCAUAGAUUCGAGAAGCAAUGAAGGUAUUGUGUUGGGCACUGUCAAAGGUGACAUUGAGUUUCGUCACGUCAGCUUUAGAUAUCCAUCGAGGCCAGAUAUUGAAAUCUUUAAAGAUCUGUGCUUGACUAUUCCUGCAGGAAAGACUGUUGCCCUUGUUGGAGAAAGUGGCAGUGGGAAGUCCACUGUGAUAAGCCUAACAGAGAGGUUUUAUGAUCCCAACAGUGGCUGCAUAUACCUAGAUGGGGUUGAAAUCCAAAACCUCAACCUAAGAUGGUUAAGGAAACAAAUGGGACUGGUUAGCCAAGAGCCCGUUUUGUUCAACGAAACGAUUCGUUCAAACAUCGCCUAUGGCAGGCAAGAAGAAGUAUCCGAGGACGAGAUCAUCACAGUGGCAAAGGCUGCUAAUGCACACAGCUUCAUUUCAUCGUUGCCCGAGGGCUAUGACACCCCGGUUGGAGAACGAGGGGUUCAGUUAUCGGGUGGCCAGAAGCAACGAAUAGCCAUUGCAAGGGCAAUACUAAAAGACCCGAGAAUCCUUCUUCUGGACGAGGCGACAAGCGCGUUGGACGUGCAGUCUGAGCGCACAGUGCAAGACGCGUUGGACCGAGUGAUGGUUUGCAGAACGACCAUCGUUGUUGCUCAUCGGCUAACCACGAUCCGAGAUGCUGAUCUGAUUGCAGUAGUGAAAAAUGGAGGUAUUGUUGAGAAUGGGACACAUGAUAUGCUCAUGACAAGGACUGAUGGGGUGUAUGCAUCUUUGGUUGCACUUCAGACAACCUCAGCUAAUUAGACAACUUUUUUUACUUGAAUGAUGCAGAUUUUAGAACUUAUAGUAAAGUUUUAAACUUUAAAAUUUGUAAAUAUAAAGUAUUGAAUUUUUGAAGUAGAGUCACAACAUUUGGACUAUGCUAUUAUUUAUAAAUAAAAAAAAAAAAAACAAGUUAAUUUCAA
Molecule: messenger RNA, 3962 nt
Organism: Ipomoea nil (Japanese morning glory)
Lineage: Eukaryota; Viridiplantae; Streptophyta; Magnoliopsida; Solanales; Convolvulaceae
Product: ABC transporter B family member 9-like
Exons: 12
Coding region: 1-3801 (1266 amino acids)
Biological process (GO): transmembrane transport
Cellular component (GO): membrane
Molecular function (GO): ATP binding; ABC-type transporter activity; ATP hydrolysis activity
Source: RefSeq, a predicted model, not a curated record